Messenger RNA from Papaver somniferum (opium poppy), 1929 nucleotides. Its product is annotated as O-glucosyltransferase rumi homolog. The coding region runs from base 344 to 1543 and encodes 399 amino acids. The transcript is spliced from 5 exons. Lineage: Eukaryota; Viridiplantae; Streptophyta; Magnoliopsida; Ranunculales; Papaveraceae. The record is from RefSeq and is a predicted model, not a curated record.
ACUGCAACACCAUGGCUCCACCACAUUCCACCAGACACAUUAUUGAAAGCACAGUGCAGCAUUCAGAAUUGUCAAUGGACCAGCAAUUUAAAGAGUUUGGCAGUUCACUAGUCUUUUUUUGUUGAUAACAGUAAUGCACAUAGUACAAAGAGAAGAGGACAUGAUGACAAAUGACCAAUUCUUCUUACCUUGAGAAAAGGGCAAUUAAUUUUCCACAUUUUGUGGGGAUACAACAGGAGACUGACUGAACUUUAGAGAGAGAAAACUGCAAGAAGAAAGUAACCCAGAGAGAUACAUCCAUGAAUGUUGUUGAUAAUAAUAAAAGUUUCUGGAGAAUUGUAAAAUGGGAAAAAUUCACCCAAGCUAUUUACGUGCAAGAGCUUCACGUCUUCAAGUCAUUGCUCUCUUUGGUUUAGCUUUGUUUUCUCUCACACUUCUUUUCCUCUUCAAGGUUGAUCAAACAAGAACAGUAGCAGGACAUAACUUAGAACCAACACCAUGGCAUCCAUUCCCACAUAAAGAAUUCAAUGAUGGUUCGAGAUACACAAGAACUUCUAAAUUCAUUGAAUGUUCUUAUCUAACUUGUCGUACAUACCCCGACAAUAACAACAAUCUUAAUGAAUCAUCAUCAUCAGCAGCAGAUCAAGCUAAGAAUUCAUGUCCGUCAUUUUUUCGUUGGAUACAUCAAGAUCUUGAACCAUGGUCUAAAUCUGGAAUUUCAUUAUCUACACUUAUGGAAGCUAAGAAAUCAGCUGCAUUUAGGAUAACAAUUGUUGAUGGUAGAUCAUAUGCUGAUUUUUAUUACGAUUGUGUUCAGAGUAGAGCUAUGUUUACAGUAUGGAGUUUUUUACAACUUCUUAAAAGAUAUCCAGGAUUAGUCCCAGAUGUUGAUCUUAUGUUUGAUUGUAUGGAUAGACUUGUUCUUAAUCGAACAGAGUAUUCCGGGCAAAUUCCGCCUCCAUUGUUCCGUUAUUGUACCACCAGUGCUCAUUUUGAUAUUCCAUUUCCUGAUUGGUCUUUCUGGGGUUGGCCGGAAGUGAACAUAGAACACUGGGAUGAUGAAUUUAGAAGCAUAAAACAAGGUUCUCAAGCUAAAGAAUGGAUAAAGAGGUGGCCUAGAGCUUACUGGAAAGGAAACCCAGAUGUUCUAUCUCCCGUACGUACGGAGUUGAUGCGUUGUAAUCAUUCUAGGCUUUGGGGAGCACAGAUCAUGCGUCAGAAUUGGUUGGAAGAAGCAAAGGGUGGUUAUGAGCAGUCUAAACUAUCUAAUCAGUGUAAACAUAGGUAUAAAAUUUAUGCAGAGGGUUAUGCCUGGUCUGUGAGUUUGAAAUACAUAUUGUCUUGUGGCUCUCUUACAUUAAUAAUAUCUCCAGAGUAUGAAGAUUUUUUCAGCCGUGGUCUUUUACCAAGAGAAAACUAUUGGCCUAUCUACCCAACAACAGACUUAUGCCGAUCCAUAAAGUUUGCUGUUGAGUGGGGCAACAGAAACCCUUCCGAGGCACUCCGAUUCUCACCUAAUUACUUCCUGUUAGUUAUUUCUUAAUAUUCUCCAGAAAAAUGAAAAAUAAAAAUGGGUUUGCCUGAAUUACUAUGGCGUGCAUUUAGCUUUUGUGUUCAAUGUCUAAUAUACUUAAGUUUGUACUCUUUCCUGCUAAUAAGGCUGAGACCAUUGGGAGAGCUGGACAGGAUUUCAUGGAAAAUUUAUCGAUGGAAAAAGUAUACGAGUAUAUGUAUCACCUAAUUAGUGAGUACUCUAAGUUGCAACAUUUCAAGCCAUACCCACCUUCAUCUGCUCAAGAAGUGUGUAUGGAAUCUCUUCUCUGCUAUGCUGAUCCAAAGCAGAGGGAUUUUCUUGAAAGGUCAGCUACCUCAACUUCGUCAUCGUAUCCAUGCACACUCCCACCUGCCGAUCCUGACAUCAUAAAAACU